This is a messenger RNA of Colletotrichum karsti, 1452 nucleotides long. RefSeq names its product MATE efflux family protein. Lineage: Eukaryota; Fungi; Ascomycota; Sordariomycetes; Glomerellales; Glomerellaceae. Gene Ontology annotation, molecular function: xenobiotic transmembrane transporter activity; antiporter activity. The transcript has a single exon. Gene Ontology annotation, cellular component: membrane. Bases 1 to 1452 code for a protein of 483 amino acids. Gene Ontology annotation, biological process: xenobiotic detoxification by transmembrane export across the plasma membrane. The record is from RefSeq and is a predicted model, not a curated record.
AUGGAUUCGCGUGACCGCGACCGCGACGAGGAUGACUACCGGACCGGCGAAACCACGCCGCUGCUGUCGGAUCAGCCGAUAUCAAAGACGGAGCCUGUCGUUAGCAGCUGGUUGACCGAGUCGCGGUUGCUGUGUCAGUACUCGCUGCCGCUCAUCGCAACGUAUCUGCUUCAGUACUCCUUCACCGUCAUUACCACCUUCGUGGCGGGUCAUCUGAGCGCAGAUGACCUCGCCGCCGCCAGUAUCGGUCUUACGACCAUGAACAUUAUUGGUCUUGCCAUCUACGAGGGAAUGGCUACCGCUCUCGACACUCUUUGCGCCCAAGCCCACGGUUCCGGACGCCUCACCGCCGUCGGACUUCAUGUUCAACGUAUGCUCAUUCUCAUGGCCAUUGCCACGAUUCCCAUCGGCGCCAUUUGGAUCUUUUCUCCAUCAAUCCUGUCACUCUUUGUCAAGCAGCACCACCUGGCUGUGAAGGCCGGCUCCUUCCUGAGGGUCAGCUUGAUCGGUAUCCCCGGCUACGCCGCGUUCGAAGCUUUGAAGCGUUUUCUUCAGGCUCAAGGCGAGUUCAAGAGCGCCAUGGUGGUCCUCAUCAUAUGUGCCCCGGUCAAUGCCUUUCUCAGUUGGCUAUUCGCUUUCAAGAUGGACCUAGGCUUGGAGGGUGCUGCCCUGGGACAGGCACUCGCCAACGAUCUCAGACCCAUUCUUCUUCUAGUUUAUAUCGUCUUCUUUGGAAAGUGGUCUCACUCAUGCUGGGGCGGAUUUUCCCGAAAAGCGUUUGAAGAAUGGCGCUUGCCUGUUCAGCUCUCCAUCGCCGGAUCUCUCGUCAACCUCGGCGAGUGGGCUGCUUUUGAGAUCCUGACGCUGAGCACCUCCUAUCUCAGCACAGAACACCUGGCGGCGCAGACGAUCUUGACGACCAUCUCUGUCGUCAUGUGGCAUAUUCCGUUCAGCAUCUCCGUCGCCAUCUCGACAAGAAUCGGUCAUCUCAUCGGCGCCGGUCUCGUGCCGAUUGCCCGUCGGGCCACCACCCUUUACGCUAUCGUCUUCACCGUGGUCGGCGUUCUGGACGGCGUCAUUCUCUUCCUUUUCCGCAACCAGCUGGGACUGGUCUUCUCCGAAGACGCCAGAGUACAAGAGUUGGCGACCAAGUCGAUGCUUGCCGUCGGCGCUUUCCAGCUCAUCGACUCCAUCAUUUGUGGAUGCAACGGUGUCCUCCGAGGCCUCGGCCGACAAUCAGUUGCCGCAUAUGUGGUUUUUGCCGUCAACUACAUCGCGGCCGUACCUAUAGCGGUUUGGCUCGAGCUGGGAUCUCCUGCGAUGGAGCUCGAUGGCGCUUGGAUCGGUCUCGGCGGUGGCAUGGUAGUGAUUGCCAUCAUCGAGUGUAUUUACCUGAAGGUCAUCAGGUGGCAGGACUGCGUGGAAAGCGUCCGGUCAAGAGAAGGGAUCUAA